CCGCACUGUGUGAACACGGUCCCAGAUGGGUUUUUCGGACUGGGUCUGGUCGGUUUGGACCAAUCUCCGGUUAGGGCAGCACCAACCGCAGAUGAUCGGAGUCUGACACGAACAGGAUCGCCUUGGAAACGGAUCCUGACGGUCCCUCCUCCUCCCGUCAGGGAUGUUCGGUACACGGAUCAGCUUCUUACUCCCCUUCUGACCCAUCGGCACCAGAGACUCAUGAUGAACCCCGCCAGCCUGCGGACAGACUGGUUUGGACAGCUGGAGGAUCUGCAGGAUCUGGUUUUCAUCGAGAGACCGAUCCGUCGGAGUCUGAAGACGGCUGAGGAGAUCGACCAGCUGACUGUUGAUGAAGACCUGAAUGACAUUGAGCGAGCAGUCUACCUGCUCAGUUUGGGACAGGAGGUGCAAAGGGCUAGUGUCAUUAGCAACUUGCCCAGCCUUGUCCGGCAGAACCCUGCUGAGACCUUUCGUCGGGUUGUACCAAAGGUUAGGGAAGUGCUUAAUGGCUGUGGACUCGACAUUCAGCUGGCAGCGGCAGCGUCUUUCUUAAGCGUACUGCAGGAUGACAUCAUCCUCAUCCAUACGCACACAUACUCCAUCCUGAAGAUCAUCCUGCUGCACCUUAACCACAGAGACCCAGUGGUGGCUAACGCCUGGUUGGAGACGCUGCUGUCAGCUAUUGAUGUGUUGCCAAAGGAGACCAUCAAACAGGAGGUUUUGAACCCCCUCCUGUCUCAGUCUCAGCUGUCUCAGCCUCUUCACACUCGUCUGGCCAGCUGUCGGAUUUUGGGGAAAGUUGCGUGUCGAUUAGAUUCUCAAACAGUGAAGACAGAGUUGCUGCCAUUGGUCUGGACUUUAUGCCAGGACGUGGAGUACGAGGUUCGCGCCUGCAUGUGCCACCAAGUGGAGGGCUUAGCCAGGGCCAUGGGGGCGGACGGCACCAGGACGAAACUCAUUCCUGAACUGCUGGUGCUCACUGCAGAUGUAGAGAGCAGUGUCCGCCUAGCCUCCUUCAACACCAUCACCAAUUUGAUGGACAUGAUGGAGAGCGAUGAGAGAAUCCAGGUCGUAGUUCCUCUGCUGAUGUCACUGUGUGAGGCUUCGUCACCACUUGAUGAGGCAAACGAGGCUGCUGUAGCAUCUUUGUCCUUUCAGUUUGGGAAACUCUGCAGUGGAUUGACAGACUGUCUGUCAGAAGAGCAGAGGGGUCGGUUGCUGCACACGUUUAAGUUACUGUGUGUUGCUGGUCUGCAGGCUGAAGGAAAUCACACUGAGGAGUCAACACUGAUCCGCUGCAACUGCUGCUACAACCUGCCGGCCAUGGUUGUAUUUGCUGAUCCCACCCAGUUCCCAUCAGAACUUUAUCCAUCUUUCAGCAGUCUUUGCUGUGACCCAGAGGACAGCGUUCGCAGAAGUGCUGCAGCCAGUUUCCACCAGGUGGCGAAGUUGCUCGGUUCUAAUGUCCAGCGUGUUGACAGAGAGCUUGUGGCUCUGCUGCAGGAUGAUUCUCUGGAGGUGUUGGAUGCACUGAUAAACCACCUGGAGGAGACUCUAGAAGCAGUUCUGUCAAGACAAGAAGCUCCAAUACUGGACCACAAGGCAGCUUUUCAGUUUUCUGAGCUGCUGUCAGCUUUGUUGCUCGCUGAGCAGAAAGUUGGACGUUCGCUACGGUGGCGUCUACAUGAGAAACUGCUGCAGCGCUACAGCUGCCUUGCCAGACUACUUCCUGGAGAGCUACUGCACCAGAAUUUCUCCUCAUGUAUCUUCACCAUCCUCACCACCAAUAAGGUUCUACCGGUGCAGAAGGAAGCAGCUCGUAUGUUCUGCACAUUCCUACGCUUCAACCGCAAACAGGAGCAACGACAGGAAAUGAUGGAUCAACUGAUUGACGAUCUUGCUCAGGGGCGGAGCUACUGGAACCGUCUGAGGUUCCUUGAUGUCUGUGAAACAGCUGCUGAGAUUUUUUCCAGGAAAUACUUCAACAGAUACUUCCUGCUGCCAGCACUGGAGCUGGUCCAUGACCCAGUGGCUAAUGUCAGGUAUAAGCUCUGCCAUCUGUUGCCAAGGUUACGUUCAUGUCUCCGCCUUCCAGCCGAUAAACAGCUGCUUCAGCAGCUGGACUUCUGUGUGCAGAAACUCCUGUGCAGAGAGAAAGACAAGGAUGUGGUGGCAACCAUCCGCAAGAUGGUGCUGGAACUGGACAAACUGGACAUCACGGAUCCAUUUCACAAGCGGCAGGAGAGAGCUUUACUGGACCAGAAGAAGGAGCUGGAAGAAAGCGUUCUGCUGGAGAUGGAACAGUUGGAACGGCAGCAGAAUAAAACCAAACUCAACUCAGAAAAAGUCACAGAGAAGAAACGAAGAGACAAGACAAAUCUGGCAGCAACUAAAUCCUUGUCUGUGUCAUCCUCUGGUGCACCCCUGUCCUCCUCUGGGAAGGAGUCGAGGAAGGCCAAACUGUCCCGGAGCCGGUCCCUCAGCAGUCAGCCCACAAGCUCCAAAGCCACCAGCUCAGACAGACCCGUGAAGGUUAAAGAGCUGAGCGGAGCUUCUGGAGCCAGGAAGUCAUCCGUGUUACGCAGCAAAGAUGACUCUCUAAGGACCGCCCAUUUCCCCAUGGCAACCAUUUCUCCAACUCUUUCCACCCCAUCCAUGCCGGUCCUGAUCCGAAGCAACACCUCCAGCCUCCUGGACCGGCCCAGCACUUUGGAACACAAAAGCAGUUCAGUGGAGCAGAGAAACAGUAUCAAGGAAUAUCGGACCAGUGCUGUGGAACCAAAAGCCAGUACUCUGAAUAACAGAGGCAGUACCAAGGACCACAGGAUCAGUUCUGUGGACCAGCACAGUAAGACAGCAGAACAGCACAGCAGUGGAACAAAGGACAACCCGUCCAGAAAGCUGUCUGUAACCCGCAAGUCCAACUCUUUCAGUGUGCCGUCAGGACGAGAGUGAGGACCCUGAUGUCAUCAUGCCUCCAUCAGCCAAUCAUCAGGUCCACAUAUUUUGCUUCAGUCGUGGUUCAU
Molecule: messenger RNA, 3029 nt
Organism: Thalassophryne amazonica
Lineage: Eukaryota; Metazoa; Chordata; Actinopteri; Batrachoidiformes; Batrachoididae
Gene: ppp4r4
Product: protein phosphatase 4, regulatory subunit 4
Cellular component (GO): protein serine/threonine phosphatase complex; cytosol
Molecular function (GO): protein phosphatase regulator activity
Source: RefSeq, a predicted model, not a curated record